Messenger RNA from Juglans microcarpa x Juglans regia, 1838 nucleotides. RefSeq lists its product as uncharacterized. The record is from RefSeq and is a predicted model, not a curated record. The transcript has 4 exons. The coding region runs from base 261 to 1601 and encodes 446 amino acids. Lineage: Eukaryota; Viridiplantae; Streptophyta; Magnoliopsida; Fagales; Juglandaceae.
AAACAUUUGCGGAGCGAAGCGUCAAGCGAUCUCUCAGACAGACAGACAGAGAGAGAGAGAGAGUCGUUGCUACCUAUAACCAACAAAGAUUACAGCAAAAUCGAAAUAUAAACAUCAAACAUUGGCCAUUUGGGGCCGCCGAGGAAAGAGCACUCCUCUUCCACUCAUCUCCUCUUCCUCAGCUCUUCUUCUUCUUUUCUGCCACGCUUUUUCUCUUCCCUGUUAUUCUUUCGCACUGUUUCAUUUCGCUUUCCUGAAUCAUGCCAACAUUUACUGCUAUAACUCUAGAUCGAUUCUUAGAACCUGGAGCUUCAAAAUCGGUUGAUAGGCCUAUUCCUAAUUCAAAGCCUCCUAAUUCAAGACCUAUUCCGAGUUCAAAUCUGGAGAGGAGAAACAGUACGUCAGCCACUGAAAGGAGAGUGAAACGCCCUCAGAUAAGGCCAGCACUCUAUGCUACUCCUAAGGCAACGCCACUUCCAGAUUCACCUACUUCAUUCACGCCCUCCCCAUAUAUCAUCAACCAUAAGCGGCGUGGGCCACGUCUCAUGAAGAGCUUUUCUGAGGACAAUGUAUCCCUUCGCCAAAAACCUGAUGAAAAGGUCAAUGAGAAUGCUGGAAAUGUGGAAACUGAGGUUGUCCCUUCAGCUGAUGAUGUUUCUGUUACUUUCACCAUUCCUGGUGCUAAUCAGGAGGACCAUGUGAAUGGUGGCCGUGACGGUCAUGUUGGGAAUCACUGCAGUGAAUCUGGGUGCAAUAAUGGAGAACUUGUGAGCAGUCAUGUGGAACUUGGAAACAGUAGUAAAAGUGAUGGUGUGACAGGGGAAGAUGAUUUGUUGAAGCUUGAAAGAGAUGGCGAUUCAGAAAAUUUCUUUGAUCCACAUGAAUCUCUUAGUGUUACCAGCAAUACUGAUGGAGAGGAUAAUUCUGCGGUAGAUCGAUCUAUUACUCUCACCACACAAAUGGGGGAGUUUUUUGACGCUUGGGAAGAAUUAUCCUCUGAGAGUGGGUCACAGCCUUCUCUUCAAGACGUUGAAGCUGAAUUGCGUGAAAUGAGAUCGAGUGUAUUGAUGGAAAUAGAGAAGCGGAAACAAGCGGAAGAAUCCUUGAACAACAUGCGAAGCCUGUGGCAGAGGCUUAGGGAACUGUUGUCUGUUGUGGGAUUGACACUUCCUUCUUAUCCCACUGCUUUGGCAGAGGGUGAGCAGCUGGAAUGUAAUCAGGUGGAAGAGUUGUUACAACAGGUACAUGUUGCUAGGUUUGUAUCAGAAUCUGUUGGAAGGGCUGUUGCAAGGGCUGAGGUGGAGAAGGAGAUGGAAGCCCAGCUCGAAUCAAAGAACUUUGAGAUUGCUCGAUUAUAUGACAGGCUCCAUUUUUAUGAGGUCAUGAAUCAGGAAAUGUAUCAGAGGAACCAAGAUGCUUUAGAGGUGGCACGACAUGAAAGGCAAAUGAAGAAAAGAAGGCAGAGGUGGAUUUGGGGUUCGUGUGCUGCUGUGAUCACCCUUGGCACUGCAGCCUUAGCAUGGUCAUAUCUACCAAAUGGAAGAGGAUCAUCUUCCUCCAAUCAUUUGCAGAAUCCUGAGGGUGGUGAUGCAGUUGAGUAAUCGGUGGUGGUCAAUCAAUUGGUAACUUGGAUAACAUGUCAUGGAAGAAAAGAAUAAAGGUCAUAUAAUACAAGCUUGUGGGCAUUGUCUCUUGCUUUUAUCAUUUGAUUUUCCUGCACACAGUGGUUUUAUACCUACUAAGAUAAUUUAAUUUGGUGCCCUUUGCUACUACUGAUAUGAAAGGUGAUAGAUCAUAAAAUGGAUUAGGUUUUUUUAUUGAAAUCAUGAUUUCGAGCA